AGGCUGAAUUCAUAGCAGCAACAGCAGCUGUAAAUCAAGUUUUAUGGCUGAAGAAGAUUUUAUGUGAUUUACAUAUUCAGCAGAAGAAUAAAACUGAAGUUUAUAUUGACAAUCAGGCAGCAAUUGCAAUUGCAAAUAAUCCCUUGCCGGAUGACUUGCCAAACUUUGAUGAUAUUGGCUUCUUAGAGGAUGAUGAAGAAUCAUUAAGCUCACAGGAUGACGUGGAACACUUUGGAGAUGAUGGCUUCUUAGAGGAUAAUGUGGAAUUAUUUCCCCCACAGGAUGAUGAUGAUGGUAGGAACCCUUCUGAGCAUGAUACAGAUGCUAUGAAAGGCUUUACCUUUGCUGAAGUUGGUUCUAUGCGCAAAUGCAAUAGCAAAGUUGUUUGCUGUCAUUUCUCUUCAGAUGGGAAAUUAUUAGCUAGUUCUGGACAUGACAAAAAGGUUGUUCUGUGGAACAUGGAGACACUGCAAACAGAGACAACUCCGGAGGAUCACAGUCUUAUUAUUACUGAUGUUCGCUUCAGACCGAAUUCAACUCAGCUGGCAACAUCUUCAUUUGAUAAAACUGUUCGGUUGUGGGAUGCUGCUAAUCCAACCUUUUCUUUGCAGGCAUAUAGUGGUCAUUCUUCGCAUGUUUUGUCCCUUGAUUUUCACCCAAGGAAAAAUGAUUUUUUCUGUUCCUGUGAUGAUAUCAAUGAGAUUCGUUUCUGGAAUAUUAGCCAAUAUUCUUCCAUCAGACGUUUUAAGGGAGGAUCUACCCAGGUGAGGUUUCAGCCGAGGGUUGGUCACCUUCUGGCUGCAGCAAGUGGGAGUUCUGUGUCUCUCUUUGAUGUUGAGACUUGUAGGCCGAUGCACACAUUUCAGGGACACUCUGCAGAUGUAUCUUUCGUCUGUUGGGAGCCAAACGGAGAUUACUUUGCAUCUAUGAGUCAAGAAUGUGUCAAAGUGUGGUCAAUUGCAACUGGGGAAUGCAUUCAUGAACUUAAUUCCAAUGGAAACAUGUAUAAUUCUUGUGUCUUUCACCCAAGCUACUCAACUCUCUUGAUUAUUGGAGGAUACAAGUCAUUGGAGCUAUGGGACAUGGUUGAGAAUAGAAGUAUGACAAUUCAAGCUCAUGAGUGUGUGAUAUCUGCAUUAGCACAAUCACCCGUCACAGGGAUGGUUGCUUCUGCCAGCCAUGACAAAUCUGUAAAGAUUUGGAAAUAAAUUUUACUAUUUUAUGCUUCAAACAAACAGGGCUCUACAAAUUACGAUGAUAUUAUUAUUAGCUCCUUUCGUUUUAAUAUCCAAAAUGUAUGAUAUCCAACUUCGUUGUCUGUUUACUUAUUAGUAAAUGACACAAAUUAAUCAGUGAUGAAUAUAUAGUUAAUGAUAUUAAUUAGUUUGAGAA
Molecule: messenger RNA, 1392 nt
Organism: Vigna umbellata (rice bean)
Lineage: Eukaryota; Viridiplantae; Streptophyta; Magnoliopsida; Fabales; Fabaceae
Source: RefSeq, a predicted model, not a curated record